Molecule: messenger RNA, 1392 nt
Organism: Saccharomyces mikatae IFO 1815
Lineage: Eukaryota; Fungi; Ascomycota; Saccharomycetes; Saccharomycetales; Saccharomycetaceae
Product: Zn(II)2Cys6 transcription factor
Exons: 1
Coding region: 1-1392 (463 amino acids)
Biological process (GO): DNA-templated transcription; regulation of DNA-templated transcription
Cellular component (GO): nucleus
Molecular function (GO): zinc ion binding; DNA binding; DNA-binding transcription factor activity, RNA polymerase II-specific
Source: RefSeq, a predicted model, not a curated record
AUGACUUUGGCAAAACAAGCAUGCGACUGCUGUCGUGUUCGGCGAGUAAAGUGUGACGGUGAUAAACCAUGUAAUCGUUGCCUUCAACACGAUUUGAAAUGUACUUAUCUACAACCAUUGAAAAAAAGAGGGCCCAAAAAUAUUAGAUCGAGAAGUUUAAAGAAAAUUGCUGAAACGCAAACGUUCAGUGAAAAUAACAACUGCAUGACUGCUUUAGAAAUAUCUCUUAAGGUUCCAAAGAAACUUAUUGAUAAAUGUCUAAGGCUAUAUCAUGAUAAACUAUAUGUAAUUUGGCCUCUGCUCUCUUAUGAUGAUCUUCAUAAACUUCUGGAGGAAAAAUACGAUGACAACUACGUAUAUUGGUUCCUGAUCGCUCUGUCGGCCGCUACUCUUAGUGAUUUGCAAACUGAGAUAGAUUUUGAAGAUGGUACUUCUUUUAGUGGAAGACAGUUAACGUUUCUAUGCGUCUCAUCACGCCAGCAAUUCGAUGAUCUCGACAACUGCGAUUUGUUCAAAAUUAUGACCUACUACUGUUUGCAUCGGUGCUUCUCACAGUUUUCUGACACAAAGACUUCAUACAGACUUUCCAGUGCGGCAAUUAGUCUUAUUAAGGUCACGGAACUUCAUAGAGAAAAAUCAUAUGAGUCUCUUUCAUUUGAAGAACAGCAGCUUAGAAGAAAGAUAUUUUAUUUGCUUCUAUUGACAGAAAGAUACUACGCUGUAUAUAUUCAUUGUGGAACAAGCCUGGAUGCUACCAUAUCCGCGCCACAACCUGAGAUUGUAACUGACCCACGACUUUCUUUGGAUAGUUUUCUGGAGAUGAUCAGGGUCUUCACUGUACCAGGAAAAUGCUUCUUUGAUGCUUUAGCUACUGACUCCUCUAAUUCUUCCUGUACCGAAGAUUCCUUGAAAAGAAUAUGGAAGGAACUUCACACAGCAUCGUUGGAGAUAGAACCAUGGUCAUAUGGCUACGUUGAUAUCUCUUUCUCACGACAUUGGAUUAGAGUACUGGCCUGGAGGCUGGUUUUUCAAACAAAAAGUAUCAAUUUCUUAUCCACCUCUAACAAUGCACAAAUACCUGUUGAGAUUGCAAGGGACAUGCUAGAUGAUGUGUUCUUGACUCCUGCUAAUCUUUAUGGAGUUCAUGGCCCUGGAAUACCCGCAAAGGCGUUAGAAGUGGCCAACGCGCUCGUAGAUGUCGUGAAUCAGUAUGGCCAGAAUACAGAAUCGGAAGCUUGGAAGGUUUUGUGCGAAAUAUCAAAAUUCGUUUUCUCUCUAAAACACUAUGACGGAAAAUUGGUCGAGAGUUUUGUAACUAAAUGCCAAAGUGCUCUCAUCACUCUUCCGAUCUCUAGGCCUCCGAAGUCAAGUGAGGAUUUGCGUAAAAGGUGA